Messenger RNA from Aquila chrysaetos chrysaetos, 2023 nucleotides. It is a transcript of the gene CHRNA9, whose product is annotated as cholinergic receptor nicotinic alpha 9 subunit. Gene Ontology annotation, cellular component: synapse; neuron projection; postsynaptic membrane. Gene Ontology annotation, molecular function: acetylcholine-gated monoatomic cation-selective channel activity; transmembrane signaling receptor activity. Gene Ontology annotation, biological process: signal transduction; monoatomic ion transmembrane transport; nervous system process. The coding region runs from base 216 to 1679 and encodes 487 amino acids. NCBI's taxonomy places the organism in Eukaryota, Metazoa, Chordata, Aves, Accipitriformes, Accipitridae. The transcript has 5 exons. The record is from RefSeq and is a predicted model, not a curated record.
GUGGCAGGGACCGAGACCAGCGGUCGCUCUAGGGCUCUGACAGCUGCUGGGGGAGGACUGAGUUGCUCCUAGCAGGUCAUCAGUGCCUCAGCAUCUUUAUGUUGCUGUGCAUCUUUAUGUUGUGGGGUUUGGGGGGGUUUUUUUUGUUUGCUGGUUUUGGAUGGUGAUAAGCGUUUUUGUGCCCUUGAGUGAACAAUUUUAUUUAAGGUCCAGAAAUGAAGAGAAAUAGCCUGUCCUCCUUUUCCAUCUCUCUCUGGUUGCUGUUUACAGCAGUGAUGCUUCAAGCUGUAGAAUCAGCCAAAGGAAAAUAUGCUCACAUGCUGUUUAAUGAACUGUUUGAGGACUACUCAAAUGCUCUAAGACCAGUGGAAGACACAGAUCAAGUGCUGAAUGUCACCCUUCAGAUCACAUUAUCCCAAAUUAAGGACAUGGAUGAAAGGAACCAGAUUUUGUCAGCUUACUUAUGGAUUCGACAAAGCUGGUAUGAUGCAUACCUCAAAUGGGACAAAGAUAAAUAUGAUGGGUUGGAUUCUAUCAGGAUUCCAAGCAAUUUGGUUUGGAGACCAGAUAUUGUCCUAUAUAACAAGGUGGAUGAUGACUUUUCAGAACCAGUGAAUACUAAUGUUGUGUUGAGAUAUGAUGGAAAAAUCACUUGGGAUGCACCUGCUAUCACAAAGAGCUCAUGUGUAGUGGAUGUAUCUUAUUUUCCUUUUGACAGCCAGCAGUGCAACCUUACAUUUGGAUCCUGGACCUAUAAUGGUAAUCAGGUAGACAUUGUCAAUUCUCUUGAUAGUGGUGACCUCUCUGAUUUCGUAGAAGAUGUGGAAUGGGAGAUUCAUGGUAUGCCAGCAGUUAAGAACGUCAUCACUUAUGGCUGCUGCUCUGAACCUUAUCCCGAUGUGACCUUCACACUGAUUUUGAAAAGGAAAUCUUCUUUCUACAUAUUUAAUCUGUUGCUUCCUUGUAUUUUGAUCUCUUUCCUGGCCCCACUGGGAUUCUAUCUCCCUGCAGACUCCGGGGAAAAAGUGUCUCUGGGCGUUACGGUUCUUCUUGCUCUGACUGUGUUCCAGCUGAUGGUUGCAGAGAUCAUGCCUCCCUCUGAAAACGUACCUUUGAUAGGAAAGUAUUACAUAGCAACUAUGACCAUGAUCACAGCUUCUACUGCGUUGACGAUCAUUAUAAUGAAUCUCCAUCACUGUGGCUCAGAAGCAAAGCCUGUUCCACAAUGGGCUAGGGUGGUUAUUUUGGACUACAUGUCAAAAAUCUUUUUUGUUUAUGAUGUGGGUGAAAAUUGCACGAGUCCGAAAAGAGAGAAGGAAGAAGAACGUAAGUUAGAGGGGGAUGAUGGGUGUGAGAGGAGGCACAAAGUAGUAAGGAGUCACCUUUCCAAUAAUAGGAAUGAUGACUGUGAUCUCAAGGAGAAGCUCAAUGGAAAUUUGCAUAAAAGCUAUGGGGUUCAUGGUGAAAAUGUUAGGGAGACUGUUAAUUGCUGUUCCUGUUACAAAAUGCUGAUUAAAAAUAUCGAGUAUAUUGCUAAUUGUGUUCGAGACCAUAAAGCAAACCGGGCCAAAGGAAUUGAGUGGAAAAAAGUCGCAAAAGUGAUGGACAGGUUUUUCAUGUGGAUUUUCUUUAUCAUGGUGUUUUUUAUGAGUGUGCUGAUCAUUGGGAAAGCGGCUUAACUGAAGAUGAACACAUUUAUUUUGUAAAACUGAAUAUACUGGGUUAGCUUGUUUUGGUGGAGCUCUGGGACAGGGGUGCUUUUGAGAUCUUUGUCUUGCAUUCUCUAACAAUAAACAAAUUGAUUCUGUAGGCUGUGACAGCGUAUUGAGACAUUGCUAAGCUGAGGGCUUUGUUAGUGACUGUCCUUGCCUUUUAGUAUGGGAGUGCAGCCCUGAUGAGGCUGCUAGGUAAGCACUCUGUGCUCCAUAUGAUGGGUGGUGGCCAUGACUUCAGGCUGAAUGUAGUGGAGCAUUGCAGCAAUGGAGUGGACAGGCCAGUUGUCUAACUGUACUGACAGGGCUGC